This is a messenger RNA of Planococcus citri (citrus mealybug), 1382 nucleotides long. RefSeq lists its product as uncharacterized. The transcript is spliced from 2 exons. NCBI's taxonomy places the organism in Eukaryota, Metazoa, Arthropoda, Insecta, Hemiptera, Pseudococcidae. The coding region runs from base 131 to 1114 and encodes 327 amino acids. Gene Ontology annotation, molecular function: nucleic acid binding. The record is from RefSeq and is a predicted model, not a curated record.
GGGUGUUCCAGAAUAACCUUUCACAUUUUGGUGAGCACUGAUCUGCGUUCAAAUGGUGUUAGGGGAAUGGUAAAAGCGGUUCCAGGUAGCCAACACAUGCCGAAUUAUGUUUCAGUAUUAAUUUUUUACCAUGGAGAAGUGGACGGCUGUGCAGCGCGCUUUUAUUGUAAAGGCCUUUUUCAAAAAUAAUGACUCUUACAUUAGUGCAAUUCGUGCCUUCCGCAAACAUUUUAAACUUACCGGUAAAAGUGAAGUGCCAUCGAGGCCAACAGUGAAAUUAUGGGUAAAAAACUUCGAGAAAACCGCUCAUGCUUGUAAAAAUAAACCUACAGGUCGGAAAAGAUCAGUAAGAACGCCAGAAACAACGGACCGAGUAAGGCAUUCAGUACAGACUACCCCUACCACUUCAAUACGUAAACGAGCGUUAAAUUUAAAAAUCAAACCAACUUCUCUGCAACGAAUUUUAUCUGAAGACCUCAGUUUCCAUCCAUAUAAGAUUUUAAUCAUUCAAAAGUUACAAAAAACUGAUUUUGUGAGAAGAAAAUCAUUUGCCGAGGAUAUGCUUACAAGAAUUGAUACUGAGAAUCCGAUGAUAAUACACGAGAAACCUCUACACUCCGCUAAGUUGACUGUUUGGAUGGGCGUGGCUAAAUUCGGUAUAGUGGGACCGUAUGUGUUUGAUGAAACGGUGAACGGUGAGAGGUAUCGCAAAAUGUUAAACGAGUUUCUCAUUCCUGAAUUGAAACGCAGACACAAGUAUAGAGUUACUUGGUUCCAACAGGAUGGCGCUACCUGUCAUUCCGCAACGGACACGAGUUCUUUAUUGCGUGAGCAUUUUGGUCAUCGAAUAAUUUCGCUGAACACAGAAAUUUCAUGGCCACCUCGAUCCCCUGAUUUUUCAGCAUGUGAUUUUUUUUUAUGGGGUUACCUCAAGUCAAAAGUAUAUCAAGAUGAUCCUAGGACUCUGAAACAGCUCCUAGAUAAUAUUAUUCGUGAAUCAAGACUGAUUAGAAGAGAAAUGCUCAACAAAGUGUUCAAUAAUUUUAAAAAACGUUUGGUCGAUUGUGUCAAAAAUGAUGGAAAACAUCUUGGUGGAAUAAUUUUUAAAACUUAAUUUAUAAUGAAAACUCAAAUAUAUGGUCUAAAAACGGCACAUUUCUACUUCAUUUUGGUUAUAAAAAAAUUUCCGUAACCAUUUUUCUCUCAGAGCUACUAAUAAAACAAAAGUGAAAGGUUAUUCUGGAACACCCUGUAGAUAAAAGACAGAAAUUGAUGAGUUACAAAUAAGUAGGUAUAAUUUAAUUUUUUCAGAUUAAACAAAUGCUGUACGUUAUAAAAAUGACGACUCCGUCGAUUUCUCUUUUCAAUUACAUAAACGUCGA